CCUAUAUUAAGAAACACCAUCUCUCCUUUGUCAUCAACCUCCAUGUCCGAUAUAUAUCUAACAGAGAAGUAACUCAAAUUUUAAUUUUCUAGUAGACUAGUUUUUUUUUUCGUGGAUUAUUAUCUAAGAAGAGAGAAAAUGUUGGGAAUUUUUAGCGGAGCUAUAGUAUCAUUGCCGGAAGAGCUGGUGGCCGCCGGCAGCAGAACUCCGUCGCCGAAGACAACCGGAGCGGCUCUAGUUAACAAAUUUGUCGAGCAAAAUCCAUCUGUUGUGACCGUACAAGUCGGAGACAAUGUGCAGCUUGCCUACACCCACCACAAAGAGAGUCCUCUCCGGCCAAGGUCAUUUGGGGCUAAGGAUGAGAUAUUCUGCUUGUUCCAAGGCUCACUUGACAACCUAGGAAGCUUGAAGCAGCAAUACGGGCUUGCUAAGAAUGCAAACGAGGUUCUCUUGGUCAUUGAGGCUUACAAGACUCUCCGUGACAGAGCUCCAUACCCUGCCAACCAUGUAGUGGCUCACCUAAGUGGCGACUUCGCCUUUGUGGUCUUCGAUAAAUCAACUUCCACUCUGUUUGUAGCUUCUGACCAAGAAGGUAAGGUUCCAUUGUAUUGGGGGAUAACAGCUGAUGGGUAUGUGGCAUUUGCUGAUGAUGUUGAGUUGCUUAAAGGUGCUUGUGGAAAGUCUCUUGCUUCUUUCCCUCAAGGCUGCUUUUACUCGACUGCGUUAGGUGGGCUAAGGAGCUUUGAGAACCCUAAGAACAAGAUCACUGCCAUUCCUGCUAAAGAGGAAGAAAUUUGGGGAGCCACCUUCAAGGUGGAAGGAGCAACAGUUCUUGCAGAUUGAGAAUGGAAAACCUUCAAUAGCAAAAAAAUAAAAUAAAAAAUCAUGUAUUGAAAACAAGAAGCUGUUCUGUGAGUUCUUUAAGCUAUCAAAGGUUGGUGAUGAUGUGUGUAGUGUAGUCUUGUCUCUCUCUUGUCUUUUGCUUCUUUGUAUAGCCAGUGUCUGUUUCUUCCUGUUUCAACUGUAUUCGUCCUAAAUAAGUUCUCUCUCUAAAAUCCAAAAAACACCACCUUCUCUUGA
This is a messenger RNA of Brassica napus (rape), 1080 nucleotides long. RefSeq names its product stem-specific protein TSJT1-like. Lineage: Eukaryota; Viridiplantae; Streptophyta; Magnoliopsida; Brassicales; Brassicaceae. The record is from RefSeq and is a predicted model, not a curated record. The coding region runs from base 139 to 843 and encodes 234 amino acids. The transcript is spliced from 5 exons.